UCUUCUACUCCCCUCCUCCUCCCUCUCUCCUUUUGGCGGGAAGUGGACCCCGCCAAUCAAAUCUCCUCCUUCCUCCGGUCUCUUUCUCAUAAAUACCCGCAGCACCACCUCACCCACACCUCCAACAACCCUCUCUCUCCUCUCUCUCUCUCCCUCUAAAACAACAAUAUGAACUUCAAUUAAACCCACAAAUCUCCAUCUCCUCCCAUUUCUCCGCCCAAAUUAUGGAACCUUCCAUGUUCUCCGCCCUCAUCUUCCUCCUCUUCCUCGUCGACACCACACUCUCGCUCACCCCCGACGGCCUUUCCCUCCUCUCGCUCAAAUCCGCCGUCGACCAGUCCUCCGACGGCUCCGCCUUCUCCGACUGGCUCGACACCGACCCCACCCCCUGCCGCUGGACCGGCAUUUCCUGCAUGAACAUCACCGGCUUUUCCGACCCCCGCGUUGUUGGAAUCACUCUCUCCGGCAAGAACCUCCGCGGAUACAUUCCCUCCGAGCUUGGAACAUUAGUAUACCUUCGCCGCCUCAACCUCCAUAGCAACAACUUCCGUGGCUCAAUCCCUUCCCAACUCUUCAACGCCACCUCACUCCACAGCCUCUUCCUCUACGGUAACAACCUCUCUGGUCCUCUCCCGCCGUCGAUAUGCAACCCCCCGCGCCUCCAGAACAUCGACCUCUCCAACAACUCCCUCUCCGGUCCGCUCCAGAAGGACUACUUGAAGAACUGCCGCCAAUUGCAGCGGCUGAUCCUCGCGAGAAACCGAUUCGAAGGCGAAAUUCCGGCGGGAAUUUGGUCAGACAUGGAGAAUCUAAUCCAAUUGGACCUCUCCUCCAACGAGUUAACCGGAUCGGUGCCGGACGAUUUCGGCAAGUUGAAGUCUCUCUCCGGCACGCUCAACUUAUCGUUCAAUCACUUAUCGGGAAAGAUUCCGAAAUCCCUCGGCGAAUUGCCUGUCACGGUGAGCUUUGAUCUCCGAAACAAUAAUUUCAGCGGCGAGAUUCCUCAAACGGGUUCGUUUUCGAACCAGGGUCCCACCGCGUUUCUGAACAAUCCUCUGCUCUGCGGGUUUCCGCUUCAGAAAGCUUGUAAAAACCCGGGGCAGAGCUCCGCGGAUAGUCCGAAUUCGGGACCGGGUUCGGAAAAAAGUCCGGGAAAGGGAUUGAGUCCGGGUCUGAUUGUCCUAAUCUCGGUGGCGGACGCCGCCGGAGUGGCGUUUAUCGGAUUAGUCGUCGUUUACAUUUACUGGAAAAAGAAGGACGACGAGGAUGGAUGCAGUUGUACCGGAAAGAGCAAUUUUGGCAGCAACGAGAAGCGCCACCUCUGUAAUCUCUGCCAGCUCUGUUCUUGCGCUUGCAUCAAUGGCGGGUUCGGGAACGAGGAUUCGGAUUCCGGCGACCCGGAAAAGGGAGAGAGGGGGAAAGGGGAGGGGGAUCUCGUUGCGAUCGACAAGGGUUUCACGUUCGAGCUCGACGAGCUGUUGAGAGCAUCGGCUUACGUGCUGGGGAAGAGCGGGUUGGGGAUUGUGUACAAAGUGGUGCUCGGGAAUGGAAUCCCGGUGGCGGUGAGGAGGUUGGGGGAGGGCGGCGAUCAGCGGUAUAAGGAGUUCGCGGCGGAGAUUCAGGCGAUCGGGCGGGUGAAGCAUCCGAAUGUGGUGAAGCUGAGGGCGUACUAUUGGGCGGCCGACGAGAAGCUUCUCAUCAGUGACUUCAUUUCUAACGGUAACUUGGCCUCUGCACUCCGCGGGAGAAACGGUCAGUCAUCAUCAAGCCUCUCGUGGACAACGAGGCUAAAGAUCGCCAAGGGAACAGCCCGAGGCCUCGCCUACCUGCACGAAUGCAGCCCCAGAAAGUUUGUCCACGGUGACAUUAAACCCUCCAACAUUCUUCUCGACAACGAAUCUCAAGCCUACAUUUCAGAUUUCGGACUCAACAGGCUUAUCGAAAUCACAGGAAACAACCCCUCCUCGGGUGGCUUCAUGGGCGGGGCUUUGCCUUACAUGAAACCAGUACCAACAGAGCGAUCAAACAAUUACCGUGCCCCGGAGGCCCGUGUCACGGGAAGCAAACUCACCCAAAAAUGGGACGUGUACUCAUUCGGAGUUGUGUUGCUUGAAUUGCUCACAGGGAAGUCCCCGGAGCUCUCUCCGACCACGUCAACUUCGGUCGAGGUCCCAGACCUAGUGAGGUGGGUGAGGAAAGGAUUUGAGGAUGAAAACCCUUUGUCGGAUAUGGUAGACCCUGUGUUGCUACAGGAAGUGCAUGCCAAAAAGGAGGUACUUGCAGCUUUCCAUGUAGCCCUUGCAUGCACUGAGCCGGACCCUGAGGUUAGGCCAAGGAUGAAAUCCGUCUCUGAAAAUCUUGAAAGGAUUGGAACGUGAGGAUCGAUACGUAUACACAGUUGGGAGAUAAUUUCCGCACAUCCUUUUUCAUUCCGCUGCACUCCUACCUAUUUUCUGAGCUUCUAUAUUUUUUAAUAUAAGUUAAUGGAUAAUCAAAGGACAAAAACAAGUGGAAUGCAGACGGUGAAAACAUGAGUGCGGAAAUCAUUUCUCUGAAUAUAGUCAUGAAGUUCGACGUUCACCUAAUGAAUUUGAAGAUUUAGUUUUGUCAGAUGGUGGAUUUUGAUAGGUUGUGGUAGGAUUAUUUUGAAGAAUCAAUUUGUUGAUGAAGAACCCCAUUUAUUUUUUUUUAAGUCAAGCAAAUCCCCAUAGCAUAAUUUUAUUACACAUUAUUUUGUUUUCUUUUUGUGUAAAAAUGAUAAUUAAGAAUUGGCUACAUUUUGUAAUUUGAAAUGUCUAGUUUCUGCCAA
Messenger RNA from Malus domestica (apple), 2809 nucleotides. RefSeq names its product receptor protein kinase-like protein ZAR1. Lineage: Eukaryota; Viridiplantae; Streptophyta; Magnoliopsida; Rosales; Rosaceae. Gene Ontology annotation, biological process: protein phosphorylation. The record is from RefSeq and is a predicted model, not a curated record. Gene Ontology annotation, molecular function: ATP binding; protein binding; protein kinase activity.